AGUUUAGUAGCAUCAAUAAAAGCUAAAAACACAAAGAAAUACGGCAAGAGGAGAGACUGAUGAACGCGAUUUCAAUCUUAAUUUCUUCUUAAUUAAAACACGUAUGGAUUAUCAAAAACAUUAAUCAUUUGAUCGAUGGCUCGGAAAGGGGUGAUUAUUAGUGUUUAUGUUGAAUCUUCAUCAACCAUAGAUCCACACAAAUUUGAUGAAUUGAAAAGAAGUCAAGCAAAUGAAUUUUUAUCGAGACCUAAGGGCACAACAAGAACAAAAGGGUACAAUCGUCAUGCACAACUUUUGGCCUAUGCUCAUGAAUUAAGGCAUGAUAAUACAAAACAAAAGCAUAAGAAAAAGAGAUGGACAAGAAGGAUAGGAUCGUCAUUUCAACGUUUGUUUCGUCGAAAAAAUAAGGAGCAUAGCUAUGAACGGAUGGAAACAGAAGAAAAUGAGAAUAAAUCCACAUCCAAUUUUUGUAAGAAGUUGAAGUGUUUUCUUAAAGACAUCUCAUGUAGUAUCUGGCAAUUUGGCAAGAAAUAAUAUGAUGAUUAAGUAGUAAUGUAAUUUGUCCAAAAUAAAAAGGUAUUUAUGUUCCAUUUUUCUUUAA
Solanum pennellii is the source of this 601-nucleotide messenger RNA. RefSeq lists its product as uncharacterized. The record is from RefSeq and is a predicted model, not a curated record. The transcript is spliced from 3 exons. Lineage: Eukaryota; Viridiplantae; Streptophyta; Magnoliopsida; Solanales; Solanaceae. Bases 136 to 534 code for a protein of 132 amino acids.